UCAUUCAAAUCAAGUGUCAGUAUCGACAGUGAAUAAGUGUGGAUAACAAUGGAUAAUAAUAUGAGAAACAGCAAAAUGUUUCAAUUGUUCACUAUUAUUGUGUGCCUAUUGGUAGCGCAUACCAGAGCUUUGGACACCAGUUCCAGUGAUAUCAAGACUAGUGAGACAAAGUGGCACCCAGUGCUGCAUUGAAAACCAUMGGUUCUGUACUUCAAGAUCUUCAGACAGCUGCCAGCUAUGGUGGCGGAGGAGGAGGUGGUGGUGAAGGAGGUGGAGAAGGAGGCGAUGAGGGACACGAAAUGGGAAAAUCAAAUAAAGGUUUUAUGGGUGGUAUGAGUAAGGGAUCCAAAAAAUACGAUGGAAAUGAAUGGGACAAAAAGGGAGGCGAUUGGGGCAAAAAUGGUCACAAAAAGUAUGAUAUGGGAGAUAAAUGGGCUAAUAAAAAGUGGGAUAAAAAAUCAAUGGAUCAGUUCGGCGAUAAAUGGUCAGACAAUUCGGGUAARAAAGAGGCCGGCAAAUUUGAGGAAUGGGGMGAUAAUAAAAAAUGGAAAACCGAUAAGGGAAAGGGUUACGAAAAGUCAUACGAAUACGACAAAUCUGAUGGAAUGAAAACWUCAUACGGAAAGAAAGGCAAAAAUGAGCAAGGCAAAUAUGAUAGCAAACAUGGUGAGAAACACGGUUUCAAUAAAAAAGAUAUGGGAGGUAAAGAUGAUUUCGGCAAAAAAGUCAAUAAUGGAAAAUCUGGUCAGAAUGAAUGGGGCAAACAGUACAAGACUGGCGGCAAAAACAAUAAGGGAAUGGAUUUCUAUGAGGUAAAGAAGCCGAGUUCGUGGAAGAACAGCAAAUGGAAUAAACAGCAAAAGAAGUCACCGCCACCUCCUCCCCCACCGGCGCCAAAAAAGUCAUACGGAGGCGAAGCCGAUGGUGGAUAUGAGGGCGAAGCCGCCGGCGGUUAUCAGGCCGAGGGAGGCGCCGAUAUGGGUCAAGAAUAUGGUGGAGGAGAGACCUAUGAUAUGCCAAUACAUGACGCCGAUGGUGCCUAUGACUUGGGUGGUGGCGCCGAACUAGCCUACGAUGAAUUAGGUGGUCAUGUUUUGGGCAGCGGUAGACACGUAACCUUUGCCGACCUCAAGAGUCAGGGAUAUAUUGUUAUCGAUCAAACCAAAGGUUAAUUAAUUAAUUGAUGGAAAACGUUAGGCGAUGUCUGUCCACUAAAUUUUCAGAAAAUGUUGGAUUAAAACUGCCUGAGCUCUCUCUCU
Oppia nitens is the source of this 1259-nucleotide messenger RNA. RefSeq lists its product as uncharacterized. The record is from RefSeq and is a predicted model, not a curated record. Bases 300 to 1172 code for a protein of 290 amino acids. The transcript has 4 exons. Lineage: Eukaryota; Metazoa; Arthropoda; Arachnida; Sarcoptiformes; Oppiidae.